Messenger RNA from Rhipicephalus microplus (southern cattle tick), 2427 nucleotides. RefSeq lists its product as uncharacterized. Gene Ontology annotation, molecular function: zinc ion binding; nucleic acid binding. NCBI's taxonomy places the organism in Eukaryota, Metazoa, Arthropoda, Arachnida, Ixodida, Ixodidae. The record is from RefSeq and is a predicted model, not a curated record. Gene Ontology annotation, biological process: DNA integration.
AUGGGACAGAGUCGAGACUACCAGCCGCUGAAUGGAGCUAAAAGGCAAACAGAGAAACGGUGUUUCUUGUGCUCGAGUACCACACAUAACGCCGAAAAUUGCAAGCUCUCCAACGGUGGCAAGGGCGAUCAAAGAAAACCGUGUCAGAUAUGCGGAAGGCCAGGCCACCCUUCCUGGAAGUGCUGGAAGAAGGAAACAAACAAUGACCGUGCAUCAACGAAAGAAUCGGCAGCCGCCUGCAUUGAUGAAGGAUUCUUAGAGUUGAAGAACGGCGAGAGAGUCCCUGUCGUCAGUGCCGGCAUCACGGAAAAGUACACUGAAGUUACCGAGCGGCUUCCUGUGCUGACCGGCUUGGUGGGAGGCAGAGAAGUUCGCGUCCUCAGGGAUACCGGCUGCAACACGGUCAUUGUCAAAACUAGUCUGGUCAAUCACGAUGACUUUACUGGAACAAGCGCACCAGUCUACCUCCUGGACCGCUCAGUGAGGAUGCUGCGUGAGGCAUGGGUCGACGUUGAGACCCCAUUUUAUUCAGGCCGACUGAAGGCAAAAUGUAUGGAGAACCCCAUAUACGAUCUCAUCCUGGGUAACGUAGAGGGCGUACGACCAGCUGAUGACCCCGAUCUACACUGGAACCUCCAAAAGAAAUAUGAUGUUGGGAGCAAUGUGGACGCAUCCCAAGACGCCAAGGCAGAGGGGCAGGAGCUGCUGACGGAUGACGGUACGGGGGAGGAGCAAAAGGGACAAGAAGUACCUCAAGCCAACCCCGCGGUUACGCGCUCACAAAGCUGUAGGGAAACCACUCGGAAGAAGUUGCGGGUACCUGAAGCUUCCCUGGACGUUAGCCGGGAAGCACUAGUCGAGGAGCAAAAAAAAGACUUGACAUUACAAGCUGGAUUCAAUCGCCUAAAUGUUGAGAAACACAGCAAGAACGGGGACCGCCACACGUUUUUCAUACAAGAGGGAUUACUCCAAAGAAGAUACGUGUCGAAGUCCGGGGAAGAGUUCUCACAAGUUGUCGUACCAGAAAAAUUUCGUGUCCCAAUAAUGCACUUGGCCCAUGAUGGCGCCAUGGGAGGACACCAAGGGGUGAAGAAAACGCUCUCGAAGGUUCGAACCGAAUUUUUCUGGCCGGGGAUGCAGGCUGACAUGAAGCGCUUCGUCGCGUCCUGUGACAUCUGUCAGCGGACUGCGCCUAAGGGACAUACCAGAAAAGUGCCCCUGGUCAAAGUACCCAUCAUUUCUACUCCCUUUGAGAAGGUGGCGAUUGACAUAGUUGGACCGCUUUUUCCCAGGUCAACCCAGGGCAACAAAUAUAUUCUCACGAUGGUCGACUAUGCCACUCGAUACCCAGAUGCUGUUGCGCUACCAAGUGUAGAAACCGAAAGGGUGGCCGAAGCGCUGGUGGAAAUGUUUUCGCGCGUAGGUGUGCCUCGCGAAGUACUCAGCGACCGGGGCACAAACUUCACUUCCGAAGUUAUGAAGGAAGUCAGCCGCCUGCUAUCUCUCAAACAGCUCCACACAACCCCGUAUCAUCCAAUGGCGAAUGGCCUGGUCGAGCGGUUUAAUGGGACGCUCAAACAGAUGAUAAAACGCAUGUGCCAGGAGAAACCGCACGACUGGGACCGUUAUCUCGCUCCGUUAUUAUUUGCUUACCGCGAAGUCCCACAGGAAAGUCUCGGAUUUUCUCCAUUUGAAUUGUUGUACGGAAGGACUGUUCGAGGGCCGCUGGCGGUUCUAAGGGAGUUGUGGACAAAUACGGCUCUUUCGGAAGAGUUGAAGACCACGUACGAGUACGUCGUUUCCCUACGGGAGAAGUUAGAGCACACCUGUCGACUGGCGCACGAGGAGUUGGAGCGUGCAGGGGAGCGCUAUGGCAAGUACUACAACUUGAAGAGCCGAAAGCGUUCCUUGAAACCGGGGGAGCAAGUACUGAUCUUAUUGCCCACGGAUAACAACAAGUUGCUAAUGCAGUGGAAAGGACCCUUCAACGUUGUCAGCAAAAAGGGGGAUGCCGAUUAUGAAGUCGAGGUCGGCAGCUCCUGCAAAAUUUUUCACAUAAAUAUGUUGAAGCGUUAUCAAAAGCGAAGCCCCGAAAUUGCUGGAGCUGGGGCCAUUGUCAGUUGCGAAGACCCGGAAAGUGGGGACAUCGAGCUCUUACAGCCCCAUCAAUUGCAGUCUUUCCGGGACGUGAAGAUAUCUGAUCACCUGUCAGUGCAACAAAAAGCAGAGGUCACCCAAUUACUCCAAGAGCACCAGAAGAUCUUUUCGGACCUUCCUGGAAGAACAGGGGCUGACGGAAUGCAAGCUCGAACUGACCAGCGAACGACCCGUGCACGUCCGACAAUACCCAAUGCCUUUCUCAGUGAGAGGCAUUAUAGAGGAAGAGGUAGCCGAAAUGCUGAAGCUGGGUAUUGUGGAAAGAUCUGA